Messenger RNA from Fusarium pseudograminearum CS3096, 582 nucleotides. RefSeq lists its product as uncharacterized. The transcript has 2 exons. The record is from RefSeq and is a predicted model, not a curated record. Bases 1 to 582 code for a protein of 193 amino acids. Gene Ontology annotation, molecular function: structural constituent of ribosome. Gene Ontology annotation, cellular component: mitochondrial large ribosomal subunit. NCBI's taxonomy places the organism in Eukaryota, Fungi, Ascomycota, Sordariomycetes, Hypocreales, Nectriaceae.
AUGUUCUGCACUCGGUGCAUACGCGCCACCGCCCUGCGGCGCUCUCAGCCAAUUCUUCGUCAAUUCACGACAACGACGCCUUUCCGAUACGCCGAGCCCACGCUUUCGACACCUGUCACAGCACCUGGCGAGGCCCUCAAGGAUGCUCCUGCCCCACGAUCAUCAUGUGCACCCGGAACUAUCCUUAGCGGAUUAAACUACACCAAGGCUGGACAGGACCCUGUUGCGAAACACGACGACGAGUAUCCGGAGUGGCUAUGGAGUUGCUUGGAUGUGAAGAAGAAGGAUGCUGAUGCAGCAGACGCAGACGCUGGAGACGAGUUCUCAAAAUCUAAGAAGCAAAGAAAAUUGGCAGCAAAGCGUCAAAAAGCUCAUGAAGCCAAGCUAUUGGCCGAAGGCAACCUUGAGGCCCUAGCUCCCAAGAUCCCCAUCCAGCAUCAGUCUGUCAACAUUCUCGGCGAGGAGAACCAGGGUGUCGAACACAACGUCGAGGCUGCGCAAAAGCGAGAAGAGCUUAAGAGGGCGAUGCGAAAGGAGAGAAAGGCCAAGAUUAAGGAGACCAACUACCUUAAGUCUAUGUAA